Messenger RNA from Onychostoma macrolepis, 5097 nucleotides. RefSeq lists its product as uncharacterized. NCBI's taxonomy places the organism in Eukaryota, Metazoa, Chordata, Actinopteri, Cypriniformes, Cyprinidae. The transcript has 10 exons. The record is from RefSeq and is a predicted model, not a curated record. Bases 3815 to 4963 code for a protein of 382 amino acids.
AAAGUGAGUCACGUGCAGAGUGUCAUAGAACUACAUUUAAAUAAAUUAAAUGUAUGAUUUAAUAAUAAUUUAAUUAGAUUAAGUUAUUUAUUUAUGUAAUGUUCUAAUUUUAUAUGAUUAUUUAUGUAAAUUCUGCGUGACUGUGACGUGUUUUAAAUGCGUGCGUGCUGAACACUGGAGCGGAGGGAGUUGCCAUGGUAACGGGUCGUCAACACAACGACUGACAAGCAGGAAGCUCCGUUUCUCGCUGCUGUUUUUACUGUUUUCGAAGAAAAACAAGAGCACGGCAAGAUGGGAGGCUCCAAGAUUUCACAAUUUCUGAGGGGAGCCGCAGACGGAGAAGUAAGGAACACAAGUGAACAGGUGAAGCUUCUUAACAUUUUAAGAGGGCUUUGACAUCCACAAGUAAGAAGUAUGAGCAAUAUUAAAUAAGUAAACCCAGAAGCAAAUUAUGUCAUGUUAAAAGAAUGUUUUCCGUAUAUUCUUCUUUCUCUUCUACGUUUCACCUGCUCUAGCUUGGUUCCUUGUAACAAAUCUGGCUGGCAUUGUAUACUAAAUAUUGUUGGCUCUGUGACAAAUUGCUUGUUAUGUUCCUACAUUCUUCCAUGUUGAUGGCCUGCACCCCAGACUCAGAGCGGACCUCCUGUCGGACAACAUCUCCCAGGCACAAUGAACCAUAUGGCUAAUGCUCACAAAGGCUGAAUUUAUUAAAAAAUGCAGAUUUAAAAAAAACAAAAAACAAAAACAGUAAUACUGUGAAAUAUUAUUACAAAUUAAAAUUAAUGUUUUCUGUGUGAAUAAAUUGUAAAAUGUAAUUUAUUCCUGUGAUCAAAGCUGUAUUUUCAGCAUCAUUACUCCAGUCUUCAGUGUCACAUAGUGAUGUUACGUUCGUGAACGAAUCGUUCUUUUUGAACGAAUCUUUUAAGUGAACGAAUCAUUCUCGUUCACGUAAUCCAUUGACUCAUAUUUCUCGUUCACUGAAAUUCCUCCGUCCGCAGCAGCGCGGCGCUAUUAGCAGCGCAUGCGCACAUCAGUGAUCCGGGUAGUUGUGUGGACUGUUUCACCCUGUCAAAGAAUGACUAAACCUCGAGCCAAUAGCCUUCGAGUAUGAGAUGUGACGGAGCAUGUGAUUUGUUGAAUGUAGUGAACGAAUACGCCCAUCACUGACCGAGUCGCUGUUUUAAGUCUGAACGAGAGAGAGAUCUCGUUCGUGAACGAACUGGUACAUGAGUCAUGACAUGUCGUUCGUGAACGAAUUGAACGAACUGGUACCAUGAGUCAUGACAUGUCGUUCGUGAAUGAAUGUGUACCGGGUAGGUCGGUCAUUUUAGCAUGUGAGUCAGUCUCGUUCAGCAAUCAGCUGAAAGUGGAUGCAAAGUGCUGCAGGUACUGUGGCAAUGUGCACAUACGCUUGUUUAUAUAUAUUCAUAUUUAACAUAGGCUACAGAACAUAACUCCACGAUUUAUGAAUGUGUAAAAGUCCGACCAAACAAUUAAAAAAAUACUUAUGCAAGAAAACCUUAUGUUUUGGUCAUCUGAACCCAUUUUAUUUAUUUAAUGAGUAGAUUACUAUUUGUUGCAAAAACUGAUUUGACUUUAUUAAAAUGUGUAAUGCAGUACAAUUGUUUACUUUAGACAUGACACAUAAGACACUCUUUUUCGCCCCCUGCUGGCAUAUAUAUGUAAUUUGAAGAAAUGGUUAGUGAACGAAUCAUUUUGGUGAACGAACUGAAAAUGAACGAAUCCCUGGAAAGAAUCAAAAUUUCCAUCACUAGUGUCACAUGAUUCUUCAGAAAUUAUUCUAAUAUGCUGAUUUGCUGCUCAAGAAACAUUUCUGAUUAUUAUCAAUGUUGAAAACAGUUGUGAUGCACAAUAUUUGUGUUUUUUUUUCUUCACGAUUCUUUGAUGAAUAGAAAUUUCAAAAGAACAGCAUUAGUUGAAACCGAAAACUUUACACUCAUUUUUGAUCAAUUUAAUGCAUGCUUGCUGAAUAAAAUAAGAAUUUCCUUUAAAAAAAUAAACAAACAAACUUUACACUGUUAAAACAUUCGCACAAAAAUACUUUUUUUUACAUUCAUAUUUGGGUCAUUCUACAGAAACAUCCACUUUUGGUAUGGCAAGAUGUCUUAAAAUGUAUUAUAUAUUUUUUUUUACGUUUAAACUUAGACCACAUUAUUAGAUUACCUUUUGACUUUAUGAAUACGCAUAAAUGACAGCUAAAUUAUUUUUAUAUUUUUUGUACCAUUUAUUUAAAGACCACAUUGUAACAUUUUUUUUUUGUCACUGGUGUUUUGUCAGUGCUGAUUAGCUGCGUGUAUCCUUUAUCUUCAAACAAAUUGAGAAUAGGUUUGUUGCAGUGAGACAGCUGAUCUUCAUUAAAGUCUCCACACACUACAACAGACCUGAAAUCCAUGAUCUCCAGAGAUGUCAAGAGGUGUCAAGAGGGCAUUCAGGUUUGCCAAAAAGUCUGCUAAAUUAUAACUGGGUGAUCUUCAAAAUAAUAUUCCAGGUCAGUAACAUGUACAUCAGAGGAGAAACUUGAAAGCUGUUCUUCACAUAAAUGGCCACUCCACCACCGUUCUUAUUUGCCACAUGGACGUAGUUUGUGUAGGAUGCAUGUCUGUUGCGUUUGUACAUGGUGUAUCCAUCCAGCUGCAGGUAUGCAGGAACAGCUGAGCCUGACAGGUGAGUUUCGGUGAGACAAAACAUCAGCCAGUAAAAGUUCAUGGUGGCAUUUCAAAUCAUCCAUAUGACACUCCAGUCCCUCUGUUAUGAUGAAUGAUUUUAAGAGCUGAACUCAUUUUUGAAUCCUGUACAAUAUGAAGGAUGGGUUGAAUAUUGUGCUCUUCCAAGAGGAGGCAGCUGGAAGAAAUCGCCAACAGCGAGUAUGGACAAUCCACCAAAAGGUUUCUGGUUUCCUUUUAUCUGUUGCAGUCUCCAGUUCACAUAUGCAAACAACUGUUUUGACACCAUUGAGAUUUCAUCAAUAAUUAAAAUGUGUGCAUUAAAAAGGUCUGCCAAUCCUGUCAUCCACACAUUCUCCACAUCAUCAUCCAUGGCCCGCAAGUACUUCAUUGGUAAACUCAUCUUUUCAGCAUUGUCAUCAGUGGGUAUGAAAAUGAUUUCAAUUUCAGACUGCAUGUGCUCUUCCUGAAUUGUUCCUGAUUCCUGUAAUUCUGAAUGAUAUAAUUAUUUUGUCUGUCCCUGUAUUGCUCAUCAUUCUUGUAAUUUAAGGUUAUUUUACUCUUUUUAUUUCCUCUGUAUUGUUCAUUAUUUCUGUACUUGUUAAUCGCGUAAGACUUUCUUCUCUCUCUGUAUUCAUUAAUAUAUUUAUACUUGUUUUUCAUUGUUUGUUUGUGCUCUUCUCUAUAAAUCAUAUUAUUCCAGUAGUUGUUCUUCAUGGCUUGUUUAUGUCUUUGUCUGUAUUCACUACUUGACUUAUAAUCAUAGACUUUACGUACAGCCUGUUUUUUGUCAUAAACACCUUGCCUCUGAACCAUUUCUUUGUGCCAUUUUUUACUGUAAGACCUUCGCUUUCGAGUCUUGUUCAGUUUUUCUGUCUGCUUGACUAUGAAUUGUGAAUUCUGGUGAUUUGGAGCUGACAAUGCCAAUUGAUCCUGUGACAGUAUGUUAUGAGAAAGUUCACUCAAUGGUACAUUUUUAUAUUUGUUUUGAUUCUGAGUGACAGUAGUAAGAACUUCCAUUUUAUCUUGAUAAAUCAAGUGGGCUUCUUCAUCAGUUGAUUUGGCUCUGUUAAUAGUCUCAGAUAGUUGAUUAACUGGAUCUUGGACUUGAACAUGUGGGACAUCAGUGGAUGAGCAUUGUUCAUCGUUUGAUAGAGCUUUGUUCUCAAAUGAGAAUGAUGGUUGCACAUCAUGUUCAAGGUCACAGCAGUUCAGGAAUACUUCAGUCAGAGGUUCUCACAGGGCUUUCAACCGAGGAGAUCCUUCAAAAAAUAUCAGAAGCAGGCAUAGAAGUAACCGACGUCGAAGCCCAGAGAUUCAGAGAUAAUGAUGUGGAUGGUGAAACAGUUGACUGUGGCCUCACAGAGACUAUGGUUGCGUACUUGUUUCAAGGAUCUUUUAAGAAGCAAGCCAAAUUCAACCAGUUUGUAUGUAAGCUGAAAGAGACCGUAGUAACCCUGACAUUAGAGCCUGUGCCUCCAGAGGAAUGCCAGCAAUCUUGUUCAACUAUACCAAGGAAUGGAGCUAAUGUGAGAAUGCCUGCUAGUUUUGACAUUCCAGCAUUCCCCAGACACCUACAAGCAAAGCUAGACAACAAAGAACCAUGCCAGAAAAAUCCAAAGGAUAGACACAUAAUGAUCCGGGUUCUCUAUGAGGCUGUGGCACAAUACACAAUGUAUCCCACAACUUCAGAAUAUGUGCAAGUUGUGAAGAUGCUGAUUGUGAAAUAUCCUUUCCUGAAGGAUCUUGAGGGAAAUGGUUAUGCACCAAGUGUUCUGGGUGAGGAUCCAUCCUCCAUUGAGACUCAUGUGAAUGUAUUGCAUAGCCAGUACCAGAAGAUGCAACCUGACUUCAGGAUUGUACAAGACCGAAUGCAGCAGACGUUUGCAUGGCGGCAAAAGGAGAUUGCUGAUGGCAUGACUGUAGAGGACACAGUUAAGAAGUACCCUUUCUUAAGGACACCCACCGGGUUGUGUGAUGAGUUGGAACGUAUCCAUCCAGCAACAGGGAACUUGUGUAAGCGAUUCAGUGAAGGCUUCAAAUGUAUUGUACCGAAGGUGCUUCACCUAGCUCAGAGGAAAUGCCCACUAUUCAAGUUUUACCUGGAGACAAAAGAAGAAGCUCUUACUGAGGAUCUUCCAGAUAUUGACUUUAGGGCAGCCCUCAUCUUUCUGCCUUACAUCUUCAAGGAGAACAUUGAUCGCUUUAUUACACUUGGGGAGACUGAUCUUGAUAGCCCGUACCCAACUCCUUGGCCAGGAGAGCUCCAAACAUUCUGAAAGUGGACCACAUCGAGGUGUUUCGCAACUCAGGAAUUGAUGAAGGAAUCCUCUCAGCCUUCUGCACAUACUUCGUGUUCAAUCUUGCAUAUCCAAGACAUCUGAAGAACACUCUGAUGUUUCUCCAAAGGUAC